Molecule: messenger RNA, 4613 nt
Organism: Rhinolophus ferrumequinum (greater horseshoe bat)
Lineage: Eukaryota; Metazoa; Chordata; Mammalia; Chiroptera; Rhinolophidae
Gene: BRD1
Product: bromodomain containing 1
Exons: 13
Coding region: 109-3675 (1188 amino acids)
Biological process (GO): regulation of transcription by RNA polymerase II
Cellular component (GO): MOZ/MORF histone acetyltransferase complex
Molecular function (GO): protein binding
Source: RefSeq, a predicted model, not a curated record
CGCGGCCGUUGGCGGAGGAGCCGCGGGCGCCAUUAGCGCCGCCUCGGCCGCGCCGGCCCCAGCGCCCGCCCGCCGGGCUCCCGCGGCCCCGAAGGGAGUCAGUACCAAAUGAGGAGGAAAGGACGAUGCCAUCGAGGCGCUGCAGCAAGGCUCCCGUCCUCCCCGCGCAGCACUAAGCAGUCCCCGGCACGCGAGAGCCUGACGUACGCGCAGGCGCAGAGGAUGGUGGAGAUCGAGAUCGAGGGGCGCCUGCACAGGAUCAGCAUCUUCGACCCCCUGGAGGUCAUCCUGGAGGACGACCUCACUGCCCAGGAGAUGAGCGAGUGCAACAGCAACAAGGAGAACAGUGAGCGGCCGCCCGUGUGCCUGAGGGCGAAGCGCCACAAGAACAACCGUGUCAGGAAGAAGAGCGAGGCCGCCCCCAGCGCCCACGGCGCCCCAGCCUCCGCCAGCGUGCUCCCCGAGCCCAGGGUGCGUGUGCUGGAGUACAGCCCCCCGGCCGCCCCCCGCCGGCCGCCCGCCUACUACAAGUUCGUGGAGAAGUCGGCGGAGGAGCUGGACGGCGAGGUGGAGUACGACAUGGACGAGGAGGAUUACGCGUGGCUGGAGCUGGUCAACGAGAGGCGCCGGGCCGAGUGCGUGCCCGCCGUGUCGCAGGCCGUGUUCGAGCUCCUCAUGGACCGCUUUGAGAAGGAGUCGCACUGUGAGACGCAGAAGCAGGGCGAGCAGCAGUCGCUGAUCGACGAGGACGCCGUGUGCUGCAUCUGCAUGGACGGCGAGUGCCAGAACAGCAACGCCAUCCUCUUCUGCGACAUGUGCAACCUGGCUGUGCACCAGGAGUGCUACGGGGUGCCCUACAUCCCCGAGGGCCAGUGGCUGUGCCGCCACUGCCUGCAGUCCCGCGCGCGGCCUGCCGACUGUGUGCUGUGCCCCAACAAGGGCGGUGCCUUCAAAAAGACCGACGACGACCGCUGGGGCCACGUGGUGUGUGCCCUGUGGAUCCCAGAGGUGGGCUUCGCCAACACGGUGUUCAUUGAGCCCAUCGAUGGCGUGCGGAACAUCCCCCCCGCCCGCUGGAGACUGACGUGCUACCUCUGCAAGCAGAAGGGCGUGGGUGCCUGCAUUCAGUGCCACAAGGCGAACUGCUACACGGCCUUCCACGUCACGUGCGCCCAGAAGGCCGGCCUCUACAUGAAGAUGGAGCCCGUGAAGGAACUGGCUGGCGGUGCCACCACUUUCUCCGUCAGAAAGACCGCUUACUGUGAUGUGCACACGCCCCCGGGCUGUACCCGGCGGCCUCUGAACAUUUACGGGGAUGUUGAGAUGAAAAACGGCGUGUGUCGAAAAGAGAGCUCGGUCAAAACGGUCAGAUCCACGUCCAAGGUCAGGAAGAAAGCCAAAAAGGCUAAGAAGACGCUGAGCGAGCCUUGUGCAGCCCUGCCACCCGUGUGUGCUCCGUAUAUUCCCCCUCAGAGAUUGAAUAGGAUUGCGAACCAGGUGGCCGUGCCGCGGAAGAAGCAGUUCGUCGAGAGAGCCCACAGCUACUGGCUGCUCAAAAGGCUGUCCAGAAAUGGCGCUCCCCUGCUGAGGCGACUCCAGUCCAGCCUGCAGUCCCAGAGAAGCUCGCAGCAGAGAGAGAACGACGAGGAGAUUCGUGCCGCCAAGGAGAAGCUGAAGUACUGGCAGCGGCUGCGGCACGACCUGGAGAGGGCGCGCCUGCUGAUUGAGCUCCUGCGCAAACGCGAGAAGCUCAAGCGGGAGCAGGUAAAGGUGGAGCAGAUGGCGCUGGAGCUGCGGCUGACCCCGCUCACGGUGCUGCUGCGCUCGGUCCUCGACCAGCUGCAGGACAAGGACCCGGCCCGCAUAUUCGCCCAGCCGGUGAGCCUGACGGAGGUGCCGGACUACCUGGACCACAUCAAGCAGCCGAUGGACUUCGCCACCAUGAGGAAGCGGCUGGAAGCUCAGGGUUACAGGAGCCUCCCUGAGUUUGAGGAGGAUUUCGAACUCAUCGUGGACAACUGCAUGAGGUACAACGCCAAGGACACGGUGUUCUACCGCGCGGCCGUGCGGCUGCGGGACCAAGGCGGCGUCGUCCUGAGGCAGGCCCGGCGCCAGGUGGACAGCAUCGGCUUUGAGGAGGCCUCCGGUGUGCACCUGCCCGAGCGGCCGGCGGCGGCCCCGCGGCGGCCUUUCUCCUGGGAGGACGUGGACAGGUUGCUGGACCCGGCCAGCAGGGCCCACAUGGGACUGGAGGAGCAGCUGCGGGAGCUGCUGGACAAGCUGGACCUCACGUGCGCCAUGAAGUCCAGCGGGUCGAGGAGCAAACGGGCCAAGCUGCUGAAGAAGGAGAUUGCACUCGUGCGGAGCAAGCUGAGCCAGCGGCACAGCCCGGCCCCGGCCGCGGACUCAGGUAUUGGAGGCUUGCAAGAGGAAGGUGCUCAGCUGGGGCCGGAGACGGGGGACGAAGGAGAUAAAUCUCCCCCUAAACUUGAACCAUCAGAUGCAUUACCUCUUCCUUCAAACUCGGAGCCUAAUUCAGAACCACCAACCCUCAGACCAGUAGAACUCAACCCAGAGCAGAGUAAACUAUUCAAAAGAGUCACAUUUGGUAAUGGGGCACAUAGCGCUGGCGCUCAGAGCGCGCUGGUAAUCGGACACCCUGCACAGCCCACCCGCGCCCGCGCGGGCGACGCGCCGGCGGCGGCCUCCGCGGGGGCGGAGCCUUCGAGCGAUGUAAACAGACGCACCUCUGUUCUCUUCUGCAAAUCGAAAAGUGUAAGCCCCCCAAAGUCUGCCAAGAACACUGAAACCCAGCCAACUUCUCCUCAGCUAGGGACCAAAACCUUUUUGUCUGUAGUCCUUCCGAGGUUGGAGACUCUUCUGCAGCCAAGAAAAAGGUCGCGGAGCACCUGCGGAGACUCCGAGGUGGAGGAGGGGUCCCCCGGAAAGCGCCUGGACACAGGUCUCACCAAUGGCUUUGGGGGUGUGAGCAGCGAGCAGGAGCUGGACGGCGCCCCAGGCCGGAAGGCCACCCCCCGGCGUCGCUGUGUCUCCGAGUCCAGUAUCUGCUCCAUCAGCAGCCCUCUCUGUGACACCAGCUUUAGUGCUCCCAAGUGUGGCCGCGGCAAGCCUGCCCUGGUGCGCAGGCACACGCUGGAGGACCGCAGCGAGCUCAUCUCCUGCAUCGAGAGCGGGAACUACGCCAAGGCGGCCCGGAUCGCGGCUGAAGUGGGUCAGAACAGCAUGUGGAUUUCGGCCGACGCUGCGGCCUCCGUCCUGGAGCCCCUGAGAGUGGUCUGGGCCAAGUGCAGCGGCUACCCUUCGUACCCCGCCUUGAUUAUUGACCCGAAGAUGCCACGUGUGCCUGGCCACCACAAUGGGGUCACCAUCCCAGCCCCGCCGCUGGAUGUGCUGAAGGUCGGCGAGCACAUGCAGACCAAGGCCGAUGAGAAGCUGUUCCUCGUCCUGUUCUUCGACAACAAGAGGAGCUGGCAGUGGCUCCCUAAGUCCAAGAUGGUUCCCCUUGGCGUUGACGAGACGAUAGACAAGCUGAAGAUGAUGGAGGGACGGAACUCGAGCAUCCGCAAGGCCGUGAGGGUCGCCUUCGACCGCGCCAUGAGCCAUCUGAGCCGCGUGCACGGCGAGCCGGCCAGUGACCUCAGUGACAUCGACUGAGGCCUGCACGCGGCCCAUGCGUGUGCGUACGCUGUACAUGUCUGUAUAUUGUCAGAACCUAACUUAUUCUGGUUUCAGGCGCGGCUCUCUUAAUUCUUUUCCCCAGGAUGGGGAGGUUUUGUUUCCAAGUUUCUACGAAACCCUCCCCGCUGGGGCGCUCUGGAUGGCGGUGCGUCUUCCAGACAUGACUGUGUUCCUCACAGGUCACACCCGAGGGUGCUGCUUGCGUCACUUUCUUUGAUCCGUAGCUUUUUUUUAAAAGACUUUUGAAUGUUUAAUAAUUUUGUAAAUCAGACUCUUUACACAGAGUACCACUUAUUUAAUAAGACGGGAUGUAAAUUUACAAUGACAAAUGUGUAUUUUAAGAAAGAAAAUGACAUUAUUUUGAAUGGUACUUUGUGGAAAGAGGUGGAGAAUAAAUUUAUGCCGUUUGCAUCGCCUGCAAAUCACCAAAAACACUCCGCCCCCCCGGAAGCCGGUGGGCGUGUCCUCGGGUGUUGCUGUCCUGUCCCGGCCACCGGCUGCCCACGGGGUGCCUGUCAGCGGGUUAUUUAUUGUAGAAAGUGUAUCCACUUGCUUUAUAAUGAAAAAUAAAUUUGAAAAAGUAUAUUGAUAUGCAUUUUUAUACAGGCACAUAAAAGUUCCACUUGCUUUGGGAGCGGGGUAUGUGGGUCGUGUAAAUGACUCGGGCUGUGUGUUCUUUGAUUUUGUAAGUUGUCAUCUUUUGUUUACAACGGGGGCUUUUCUGUAACUUGUUUUAAUUUAGAACUUUGGUAGCAAUAGAAACUUUGGAUACGUUUUUGUAUGGUACAUGUGAUGUAUAUAGAAUUAGUACUUUAUUUUUAUUUUUAAGAGGUAAAGCAUUAUGUUAGGGGAAAAGGUAGGGUGGGUUUCCAAAAUUGCAUUUUUUAUAUUAAAAAAUAAAGUCAAGAUUUGGA